Molecule: messenger RNA, 3474 nt
Organism: Candoia aspera
Lineage: Eukaryota; Metazoa; Chordata; Lepidosauria; Squamata; Candoiidae
Gene: NOD1
Product: nucleotide binding oligomerization domain containing 1
Exons: 11
Coding region: 204-3059 (951 amino acids)
Biological process (GO): regulation of apoptotic process
Molecular function (GO): protein binding
Source: RefSeq, a predicted model, not a curated record
ACGGCAUCACCCAACAAAUGCCAGGUUGUGAAAGACUGAAUGUUUUAUACACUGUUACCUUCACGGAUCCACCGAGGUGAGACGUGAUUGAUUGUCUUGUUGAAACUGGUCCUUAACACAAUACGUCUGCAGCUGCCCACACAUGAAUUUGGGAAGCACAGUCUCUUCUUCUCAUCGUAAGAAAUGCGAUAAAGAAAUAAAUAAUGGAAGAGCAACUAGCUGGUAAGAGGAAGAUUACCCAGAAAGCUGCAGCAGGCGGAGAUUCACUGUCCUUCGUAAACUUACUGAAAGUCCACAGAGAACUGCUAGUUGAUCGAGUCCACAACACCCAGUGUUUGAUUGACAACUUGAUUAAGAAUGACUAUUUCUCCACAGAAGAUGCAGAGAUUGCUGCACAGUAUUCUACACAAGCAGACAAGGUUCGUAAAAUUCUUGAUCUAGCCCAGAGUAAAGGUGAGGAAGUUGCAGAAUAUUGCCUGUAUGUCCUGCAGCAAGUUGCUGAUGCUUACUAUGACUUACAUCCCUGGCUGGAGCAGAUUGGCUUUCACCCAUCAGAAGUCAUUUGUAACAAACCUGUGGAAAAUACCGACCCAGUCAGCAGGUACCAGCAGAAACUCAAAGAUGAAUUGGGCCGAGAUACAAAGUUCAUCAUGUCCUAUGCCCAAAAGGAGGACAUGUUGCUUGAGGAAACUUACUCUGCCAACAUCAUGGAGUUUAUCAGUCACAAAAAUGAGAAACUCAGUAAUGUGGAUACCUUAGAAGAUCUGCUUACUGACAAUGUUGGUCUGAUCAAUGAAAAUGGAGAGACCAUCUAUAUCUUUGGGGAUGCUGGGAUUGGAAAGUCCAUGUUACUGCAAAAGAUGCAAAAUCUCUGGUCCAAGAAUGCCUUUGACAUAGGGGCCAAAUUCUUUUUCCGUUUCCGAUGCCGGAUGUUCAGCUGCUUUAAGCAGGAAGAAGCCAUUUGUUUAAAAGAUCUUCUCUUCAAGUAUAACUGUUUCCCAGAUCAGGAUCUAGAGGAGGUUUUCAACUUCAUUUUAAAAUUUCCUCAUACAGUCUUGUUCACAUUUGAUGGCUUUGAUGAGAUUCAUUCUGAUUUUGAUCUCAGUAGUGUUCCUGAAGUUUGCUCUCCCACUGAAUCUAUCCAUCCACUUGCUCUGCUGGUAGGCCUCCUCAGUGGAAAACUUCUGAAGGGAUCUAGGAAAAUUUUGACAGCCAGGACAGGGACAGAAAUUGAUAAAAACAUUGUCCGGAAGAAAGUACAUCUCCAAGGGUUUUCCAGCAGUAACCUGAAAGACUAUACUAAAAUGUUUUUCAAAGAUGAGGCAUCUCGGACUUUAGUUUUGAACCAACUGGAAGCCAACCCAAAUCUAAGCAGUUUAUGCUCAGUGCCACUAUUUUGCUGGAUUAUCUUCAAAUGCUUUGAACAUUUCCACUUUGCGUAUGAUAGCCAUGAGCUCCCAGACUUCACUGUCACUCUAACUGAUAUUUUCUUGCUGAUGACCGAAGUCCACCUGAACCGCAUUCAGAAGACAAAUUGGCUAAAGAAGAACAACAGAAGCCAAGAAGAGACGUACAGGUCCAAUAAAGAGAAAUUGUUUGCACUGAGUAAAAUAGCCUAUGUGGGGAUGCAGAAGUCUCUCUUUGUCUUUGAGCAAGAGGAUGUCCUCAGUGACCUCCCAGAGCAGGAUUUGCAUUUAGGUUUUCUCAGAGCAGUUCCUAAUUAUGUGGGCAGUGUAGACCAAUCUUCCUACGAAUUCCUGCACUUGACCUUGCAGUCAUUUUUCUCAGCUUUUUUCCUAGUAACUGCGGAGAAAGUGGGGGCCAAAGACUUGCUGCAGUUCUUUGCUGAAUGCUCCAUGCAAGACACCACCCUAUCUUCCUGCUUGCCUCUUGCCUGGUUGAAAAAUUACCACCCAACAGGAGGGGAUCCUUUCCGAAAUAAAGAGCACUUUCAUUUUACUAAUCUCUUCUUGUGUGGCUUGCUUUCCAAGGCAAGGCAGAAACUCUUGAGGCAUCUGGUUCCUGUGACCACGGUCAAGAAGAAAAGGAAGAUUCUUCUUGCCUAUUUUUUUGAAAGCAUGAAAUCCCAUCUGAAGAGUCUCUCUCGGGCAAGGCUGAAAGAAUACCAACAGGUGCAAGUAAUGCCAAACUUCGUUUGGAUGCUGAGAUGCAUCUAUGAGACUCAGAGUGAGAAAGUUGGUAAGGGGGUUGCCAAAGGUAUGCGUGCCAAUUACAUCAAGCUGACAUACUGCAAUGCCUACUCUGCUGACUGCAGUGCCAUCUCCUUUGUUAUGCAUCAUUUCCAGAAGCGCUUGGGCCUUGAUCUGGACAAUAACAACAUCAACGAUUAUGGGAUCAAGCAGCUGCAGCCUUGCUUUAGCCAUCUGGCAGUGCUCAGGGUAAGCGUGAACCAGAUCACAGAUCAAGGUGUAAGAGUGCUUUAUGAGGAGCUGUCCAAAUACAAAAUUGUGACUUAUUUGGGCUUAUACAACAACCAAAUUACAGAUAUUGGAGCAAAGUACGUGGCAAGACUCAUUGAAGAAUGCCCAAGCCUUAUAUAUGUUAAGAUAGGAGCCAACAAAAUAACAACUGAAGGAGGGAAAAGUCUUGCUUAUGCCAUCCAGAAGAGUAAAACAAUGUAUGAAAUUGGAAUGUGGGGUAAUCAGGUUGGGGAUGAAGGAGCAAAGGCUUUUGCAGAAGCACUGAAAAAUCAUCCCACCUUAACCAAUAUCAGUCUUGCAUUUAAUGGCAUCACAACGGAAGGGGGUAAAAGCCUUGCAGAAGCGAUGAAACACAACAGUACUGUAAAUAUAUUUUGGCUAACAAAAAAUGAGUUGGAUGAUGAAGCAGCUGAGAGUUUUGCUGAAAUGGUAAAGGUUAACAAGAGAUUGGGCCAUCUGUGGCUCAUCCAGAAUCAGAUUACUGCUCGAGGAGCCAACAGUUUAGCUGAUGCUCUCCAGGACAAUACAACUCUUAAAGAAAUCUGCUUAAAUGGAAACCCAAUAAGCCAAGAGGAGGCCAAAGUCUUUGAAAAUGAAAAGAGACUCAUUUGCUUUUGAGAAACUUUUUCCGGACUAUAUGGUGGUUGUCAGGCCAAGACAAUUACAGCUUUGCCAGAAGUCAGAACAAUGCCAGAAGCCUGGGCGAAAUGAACACGGACCUUGCCUUCCUUGUGCUUGAACAAUACGAUUGGCCCUGGGUAUGCAUCUUGUGACUGAUGCGUGAAAGGAGGACAUUGCCUUAGUAAUUAACCUACCCUAACAACAUUUGUGUUAGGUUUGUGGGAUGAUUUUGGUUUUAUGCCAGGCCUCAAGAUCCAUCAGCAGAAACCUGGUUCAGGAGACAUACUCUUAAAGGACACUGAAGCUCUUUGGAGGAUCAGAACUGAGUGGGGCUCACAGCUCAUCCACACAAAAUCUGCUCCUGGCUGCCUUCUCCCUUACCCCACCCCACCCCACCCCACCCCACCCCACC